AUGUCGUCCCUCGUCCCAAAUCCACGCACGAUACGAUUAAUAGCACCAGUUGCGGUCUUCCUAACAGUAGCCUUUCUGGUUAUUCAUACAUAUAAGUCGCCAGGCGCCAUAAUACCUAAUAUAGGGACACCUGAUGUUCCAAAUCCACCACCUAUCCAUGGGGGCUAUGAUAAUCAAGAUGGCGCCAACGACAAGGGUUCAUUUAGAUUCCAACCUCCGGAGGCGUCAGUACAACAUAGCGUCGUCCGCGGCGAUAAGAUAGUCUGGACGAACGAUAAUGGGACGGUAUGGCAAUCAGUCGGGCGGGAUCCGAAUCGGCCAGAGUGCUGGACAUACGAGGAUCGCUUUGGAAUCUACAAGCAGCUAUCGCCUGAAAUUUCGAAAAUAAUAUCCAACAAUAACAAGAACAGCAAGAAUAGGAGGGCUGUAGUUUUAAGGCUGGGCGGGAACCAGGCUUGGAAAUCCCACUUUAUCUGGCACGUUAGGUCACUUGUUAUGGAGGCUGGACAUCUGGCGGGGUACGAUGUCAUUAUAUCUGUACAUCUCGACAUGAGUCAAGAGAAGAAGGAGGCCUGGUUGAAAAAGGUGCCAGAAGAAUUACGACCGCUUGUCCAGACUUUCUCGACCCAGGACCUAAAGAACUGGAUUCCAAAACCGGCCGAAUUCAAGAACGUAUACGAACAGAAUCACACACCGGUUCAGAUGUUUAUGGCCCAGAACCCGAAAUACGAUUUCGUUUAUACCGUAGAAAACGACGUCCGACUAAUAGGGAGGUGGGAUACAUUCCUAGCGGACGUGGAUGCCGAAUACGCUUUCCAUAGGAAACAUCAAGAGAAGGACCAAAACAUGUCGGAUAUUCCCGAUUUGGUGACCUUCCAGUCGGUACGACGUCCAAGAGGUGACUGGCCAUGGCUCAAGGCCGACUCCGAGAAAGAGUGUAUCAAGAAGUUUGGCGGUAUGGAGAACAUCAGGUCUUCCCUCGGUGUAGUGUGGGGUUGGUCACGGAAAUUGACGGAUUCCAUAACCCAAUUCAACAAGGAUGGUCUGAACUGUUACUUCGAGUAUUUCGCACCAUCGGUCGCAUAUCACCAAGAUCUAACUACCUUCUUUUACCAACAUCCACUAUACUGUCCUAACAGGCCUAGUCCAUCGGAGAGGCACUCGAUGGCACCCAAAGAUCUUGGGAAGAACGACCCAAGGCUUGUCCAAUAUGAUAAAGUUGCUGUAGGGUGUACUUAUUACUUUGUCAACAUCCACGCUCAACCCUUCUGGGAUACGUGGUACCGAAACCCUGAGGCCUGUCGUCCGCCUGCCUUAGUCCAUCCCAUCAAGGGCGAUUUCUUCAACUAG
Messenger RNA from Orbilia oligospora ATCC 24927, 1350 nucleotides. RefSeq lists its product as uncharacterized. The coding region runs from base 1 to 1350 and encodes 449 amino acids. The record is from RefSeq and is a predicted model, not a curated record. The transcript is spliced from 2 exons. NCBI's taxonomy places the organism in Eukaryota, Fungi, Ascomycota, Orbiliomycetes, Orbiliales, Orbiliaceae.